Molecule: messenger RNA, 861 nt
Organism: Carya illinoinensis
Lineage: Eukaryota; Viridiplantae; Streptophyta; Magnoliopsida; Fagales; Juglandaceae
Exons: 4
Coding region: 1-861 (286 amino acids)
Molecular function (GO): zinc ion binding
Source: RefSeq, a predicted model, not a curated record
AUGCUUGCAACUCUUCCUACUCUACACCGGAAGGAUGGUGUAAUUGCAACGUACCAUAUAGAAGAUGAAGUGGAUGUUGAGGAUUUCAUCAAGGAGAUGACCCACACAGUGUACUUUAAUGAGGCCGAAUGUGAAGUGAAGUGUUCAUGUGCCUUGUUUGAGAUGAGAGGGAUACUAUGUAGACAUGUGUUAGGCAUUAUGAGAGUUAACAAAGUCCGUUCGGUUCCUGAAAAGUACAUACUAGAUCGAUGGCAGAAAGACAUCAAAAGGACAUACACUCUUAUACGAAGUAGUUAUGACUUAGUUGAUCAGAGGCCUGAAGUUAGCAGAUAUUCACGUAUCAUCAAGAAAUGCUAUGAAGUAGCCACAAAUGCAUCUUCAUGUGAUGAGCACACUGAGGAUAUGUUAGAUAAGCUAGAUGCGAUGAACUUAGGCUACCGCACCAAGACGCCGCCCUCGAAGGUUGUAACUACUGAUGCCGAAACAACGACAGCUGUGAGUUCUAAGAAAGUAUUGAGUCCUAAUGUAGUCAAAGGAAAAGGUAGACCGCCAUCUCUUAGAAAAAAAUCAAUGAUUGAGAAAGUAAAACACACGACGAAGAAGGCUAGUCAAAAAGGAAAGCGUAAACAGCCGCAUGGAAUACAAGGCGUGGAUGUUGGAACGUGCAGGAAUUUAUUUGGAGAAGCAGAUGUUGGAACAACACAAAAUGUUCCAGUUCAGCCGUCACAAUACACUACCGAAGUGUUGGACUUUAGUGCAACCGAAGUAGGCUUUGCAGUGAAUGAGACUCAAGAAAGUAUGCAAAUUGGGUUGGAUGGAACCCAGCCGGAAUUCAUGCAUGAGACACAACCGUCACAAUAA